UCUAAGGCUGUAGGUUUCUGGUUACUCCUGCUCUUACUUGGGUUUGCAGCUCGGCUGUGCCAUUGUAAAAUAUGCUAUCUGGUCUACAUUUAGUCUUAGAAAAUCUGCUAUGAGCCUUUGGAACUAAAGAUUCCCUCUUUGGGAAGGUAGGAGGGAAUCUAUGUUAGUUCGUCACUUUCACCAGUACAGGAUGGACUUUGGAUUUUGUUGUUGAUUAUUAAAUAUAAGCAAACCGAUUACAUCUGGCUGAAUAAGAAAGUAUUGUGUGGGCUUAACGAAAUGCGCAUUUGAGUUAUUGCAGGGAUGUUACUUAUUAAUAAAUUCUAUGUGAUUCCAGUAAAGUAUCAAGCGCGUUAUUAUUAAAAAAACAGUGACAGUCGAAUUAGCUUGCCUCUCGGUGUUCAUGGGGAUUUAGCCUUGUUUUUGUCCUUGAAAAAAACAAUAUAUAUCAUUCUUUCACUUCUUUACGACUUACAACAUUAUUUUAAACUGCUAAAAGUAAAUACUUUUUUCAUACUGGUUCUAUUUCAGUGAGGCGCCUGCGCGAGGCGUGUGAGUCACGCGAAAGCCGCCUCACCAUAAAACACAUCCUUCCACCUUUCGAAGAAACAGUAAACAGUUUUUAGUGAUAGGCACAUAUGAAUUGUUUUUAUACUUCAACACAAUCUAUUAAACAAGCCAGUGAAUAGAAACCACUAUUUUCUGCAGUUAUAUUUCUGCUAUUUGGCUUCUCGUUGUAUAAGAAGUAAUAUUGGGGACUUUGGGGAUUAUUUUGUCUUUGCUGUGGCGGACGAAGAUUUAUGAGGGAGGGGUGGCGAUGUGGUCAAGAUGGCGGCGCCCUGUGGAGUAGAGCUACUGUAAUAGUGGUGCCUGGCCCAGGGACUGGGACUCGCCCCAGUGGGACCGGAAGCUGCAGGACUGGAGCCUCCCCCCACCCCACAAUACACUUGACCACAGUUGCUCUUGCGUCUACUCCACCCCUCCCGCCCCCCCUUUUCGGGAGCCAUGUCCCGGGAGCAGUUCAACAUCGGGGAUGUCCUCCCUCUUCUGGAAUCCUCUGACUUGCAUGAACUUGAUGAGAUCAAGAGUUUAAUUAACGAGCACCUCAGCACAGAUCGUGGCUCUGUGCUCCUCAACAGCCUGGUCGAUUACUACCUAGAAACGGGCUCCUCUCAGACCCAGCACAUCCUGUCCUCUGUGAGGGAACCACACGACAAGCAUCUUCUGGAAAAGAUAAACGAAUGCAUGAACAAGCAGGCAUGCCGCCUUCACGCGCUCACCCUGCUGGGGCACAUCAUCCGCAAGCAGCCCCCCUGGAUCCACAAGAUUGCGCGCUUCCCUCUUUUCUCCUUGCUACUGAAAUGCCUGAAGACCGAUUCCAAUAUCGUAGUGCUUAUAACCGGGGUCCUGGUGUUGAUCACCCUGCUGCCCAUAGUCCCGCAAGUCGGCAAACAGCACCUUUGCGAGUUCUUCGACAUCUUCGGCCGACUGGCAGCCUGGAGUCCGAAAAAUCAAGGUCACGUGACAGACGUUUAUCUGAUCCACCUGCAUGCGAGCGUCUACUCGCUUUUUCACCGGCUCUAUGGCAUGUACCCCUGCAACUUCGUCUCCUACCUGCGCUCUCACUACAGUAUGAAGGAGAACAUGGACACAUUCGAGGAGGUGGUCAAGCCCAUGCUGGAACACGUACGGAUACACCCGGAAUUAGUGACUGGAACCAAGGACCAUGAGCUCGACCCCACAAGGUGGAAGCGGUUUGAGGUCCAUGACAUCGUCAUCGAGUGUGCCAAGGUGUCCCUGGACCCUAAGGAGGCUUCUUGCGAGGAGGGCUACGUGAACAUUCCAGAACGCAGUCACCCUCCCUUGAAGCUUCGCUCCCUGGACUGCACCACCAGCCCCUACUCUGACCUCCACACCAGCUUCGGAAGCUCUUCCUCAACUUCUUUUUCUGCCCUACGCCAACCUGUUCCACUACCCCUGACCUUACCGUUCCAUCAGAGCCCCCAGAGCUCCCACCGGCAGAAUGGUGAUGUUGGCGCCUCCUCUGGGGGGAAGGACCUCAUCUGGAGCCCCUCCUCCGUUUGCGGCAUGACCACGCCGCCAUCAUCCCGCGGCAUUUCUCCCACGAACAUCAAUGACCUGUCCCAGAGUGCCUCCUACCUUCAGGGCCGUGUGCACGGCAUGCUGGGUGGCAAACGUACCCCUUGCUCCAGUACCCCGGGUACCUCCUCUUCAACGCCAACGCUCUCUGAUGAGUUUAUAAAUAUUUCUCUGGCUCCCAGUGUACCGGUGCCCCCGAACAAGGAUGGGCGAGCCAUGGAGCACCCCAGACCCACCCUGGUGAGACAAGAGCCUGUCAAAGAGAUGGAGAAAAGCAGGCCUGAGGUGGCACCCCCUAGAGAUGGCUCCACAGAGAGCAUGAAGACGAUGACCCUGCCAGAGCUGUCCAUGUUCAUCAAGAAGCAGGAGCUGGAGCUGCGAGAGCGCACAGAGAAGGAGCGAGAAGAGGACGCCAUCACGGAGGAACUGCAGAAGAUAACGGCAGAACAGUGCGAGCCACCCAUCCUCCGUGGCAUCGACUCCCCUUUCUACCGCACUACAGAAAUGCUGACUGGCAUCAGGGAGAAGCCGCAGGUUGCUGUGCUGCCCAGCCUCCCCGCUGAGCUCCGGCACGCAGCCUCCACCCCAGAUCGGCCCGAUGGGCUUCCGCAGCCCUGUGAGCGUCAUGUGCCUUGGUCCUUCACCCCCAUCGACCGCUCCCUUCCUGGCCAUGCCCCCCACAGCCCAUUGGUCCCUGAUGAGGAGGUAGUGGGCCUGACCAAGUGUGAGCUGUUGUCCCCCAGUCCAUGCCGGGGGGGUGCCGUCCCGGCCUACGAGAGCCUGUUUGACCUGGCUCUUCCCAGGGCCGCCCUUCUGUAUGUGGCCAAGAGAACAUUGGAGGCCCAGAGGGUAGCUGGUAGGGAGGUGGAGCCGGAGGAGAAAGAGGGGGAGGGUGCGGCGGCCACAUCGCCCCUCGAAGUCCUGGACCGGCUCAUCCAGCAGGGCAGUGACGCCCAUGACAAGGUGCUCAGGAGACUACCUUUGCCAAGCAAGUCAGCUGACUGGACGCACUUUGGAGGCUCCGCCCCCCUGGACGAGCUGCACACGCUGCGGAGUCAGCUGCUCCUGCUGCACAGCCAGCUGCUGUACGAGCGCUACAAGCGGGAGCAGCACGCCGUCCGCAACCGGCGCCUCCUGCGGCGGAUCAUCAAGGCCACGGCGCUGGAGGAGCAGAAUAUCGCGAUGAAGGACCAGCUGAAGCUGCAGGACGUGGAGAUCCAGUCGCUGCAGGCGAGCCUGCAGGUGGAGCAGCAGCGCUACCAGCAGCUGUGGGAGGACCGGGAGUCAGUGGUGACGCGGCUACACAGUCAGGUCCGGCAGCUGCAGCAGAGCCGCGACGAGCACUACGCCAGGCACCAGGAGCUACAGACCAAGCUGCAGGAGUGUCAGAGGAGGACAGGCGAGCUGGAGGCCGAGCUGCAGAGGGCCAAUAAUCGGGUGUGCAACACGGGGCACCAGCUGAGCCAGCUGUCCGUCAAGCUGACAAACAGCGAGGCCCUGCGGCGACAGAUGGGCUUCCUGAGUAAACAGCUGCUACUCUUGGGUGAAGUCAACAAGUUUUGUGUGGAGGAGUUGCAGCACUUGGGCCCUGACACAAGAAAGGAGGCAGAGAUGCUGCGUGCGUCGACAAGGAAGGAGAUCGAUAAGCUGCAGCAGAGCCUGCUGCAGCAGAGCCAACGGUUGGAGGCGGCGCAGCAGCGCAUUGGGGAGCUGGAGGUGCAGCUGACCAAGAAGGAGCACCUUGUCGUAGAGCAGAAGCUGUUCCUGGAGGAUGUCAAGAGCCAGGCCAAAGGGCAGCUGCAGGCCUCAGAAAAUAGGUACCAGGCCCAAAAGCAAGUCUCCCAGCUCCUACAGAUGGAGCUCCUCCAGCUCUACAGCCGACUGGAGAAGGAAAGCCCUUCUGCUGGCAGCCUACCAGCGGAGAGUGGUGCUGAGCCUCUGGAAGCCACAGAAUUCAGUGAUGGCAUCCCAGUACCAACUGGUCAAGUGAAGGCAGGCACAAGGGCUGGGACGUGUAGUCCCUUUGAGCCUCCAACAGACAAUGGUUGCACUUUAUCCCCUGGGAAGACUCAGCCCGGCAUGGCAGCGAGUCUCAAUGGCGUCCUGGAGCCGAGGGCUCAGGCCCCGGGGCCGUCCCCUUCCCACCUGGCGUUUCUCACGCCUCUCUCCGGAAACACCCAGCUGACCGUGGGCUCCUACCCCAGCGCCAAGAGCUUCCUGGGGAUGCGGGCCAGGGAGCUGUUCCGCAACAAGAGCGAGAGCCAGUGCGACGGGGACCUACCACCUCCAGCCUGCAUCCCGCAGGGUUCAAAGACUGAAAAGGGCGUGGAGCUCAUGGGGAACCCCACCCCUUGCCCUGUAGUGCUCUCUGCCCUUCAGGGUACAGUGGCCACACAGGUUCCCGCACAGGCUGCUCCCAUAAAGGGGACCCAAGCGGAUGGAGAACAGAAGGCCAACAUCCAGGAUGCACCCAGGCUCAGCGGGACCUGGCAGAGGCAGCAGCAGCUACGAAUCAUGGACUACAACGAAACACAUCACUAGCGUGGCUGGAGACACGAGAUGGGGGUGGUUAACUGAACUGUGCGUGAGUGAGUGAGUGAGUGAGUGAACGAGCGAGCGAGUGGGGGGGGGGGGGGGGGGGAUGAUAUGUAAGGAACUCCAGUACCUUUCCCAUUCCCGGGGUAGACAGCAAAAUAUUGGCUGAGUCUAGGCCCUGAGAAAGCAAAGAGGUUGAAAAAGCAAAAAAGCGGAUACAGACAAAGCUGUCCCCCUUCAAGUCCUACUUCUCCUGCUUGAGCAGUGAGCCCCGGUGCUACUUUAGAGCAGAGAAGCGAGCAUCGUUCCCCAGAAAGGGGUGUCUGAAGCGGGGUGCUUUACCAUUUAUCUCUCAUUAACAAUGGAUAGAUUAAGUAUUCCACAUUUUAUGAAAAGUUUGAACUAGGGCACACGAAACAGGACAAAAGCAGUGAAACCGAAAUUCAAAGUAAGAUUUUCUUUUUUUUUAUUCAAGACAACUGUUUGCAGCAAAAGUGGUCAAGAAAAUGAGAAAUAAAAAGCUGAUGUUGCUUCUGUUAGGACUAAGGAUCACACUUGUGGUUGCGUGAUUUGUGUCCAAGUUACGAUAAAUCAAAGCUCUGAACUCAGAGGUGCUCUUUUAUGAUAAGUAAACAAUUUAAAAACCUAUUUAUUUUUGCACUAUUGUCAUCUCGUUGCAACCUUUUUCCUGAUGCUUUAUGAUAGGGCUUUUCUGCAGGGAUUACAAGAACAAGCCACAAGUGCAAUGUCUUUCAUAAACACUUUGCAAGUAAAUGGUCUAAACAUUAGAGAGAGAACGUUUUAAGCAAUUAAUUCAAUGGAAGGUGGGCUGGGGGGUGGGGCUUUCUCUCUGAAUAUUAAGAACUAUCUUUAAUAUCAAAAUAAGAGCCCUUUUGAGUUAAGUCAGCUGGUCACGCUCCCAAAAGCUCGUGCCUCUUAUUUUGUCAUAUAUAUGAAGACCAGAUUGUCUUAUUGGUUUUUUUCUGUUGUUUUUUUUUCCCCUGAAUUUGACUUUGUAGGAGCUCUUAUAUUAAUGACGAGAGGCAUGCAAGUUGCAGAAAACCGGUUUCACAGACAUUUUUUAGUUACUGGUAAAGUAAAUGAAAUUAAGUCCCAUCUGGAAUUCCAGGCUAAUGAUUAGCAAUAUGUACCUAGUUUUCACCAGUAAGGUCAGAGUGCCAUUCUUUGAAUCUUAGAAACAGUCCAGAUUGCAUUGCUGGCAGAUUUAUCUGGGAAUGUCUAUAGACAGUCAUUGCACUAAACUCUUGCAGUAUAUUUUUCUGUUGAUGAACCAGUUUACCAGAUCAUUUAUAAUGACUGAUAGAUAUUGUGAGCCCCACAUGUUGAAACAAUCGGGCUUAUUAUUGUGUGUCAGACUGCUCCAGCUGCCUGCUUUUCCACCACAUUCCCCAUUCCUCUCCAGGUCCAUAUACAUGUGUGUGGAACUAUGAGGAAUCUUUUGGAAUCUUUGUCCCUCCCCCCAAAACAAAUAAUAGACUGUUGUCUCACAACAUGUCAGUGUGGAGUAAGGACCCAAAAUUCAGGAGAACGUUUCUUUCUUUGGAUAGCAUUUGUUUUUUGUUCUUAUUGAAAACUACAGGAUGUGUAAUUGGGGAGGUUUUAGCUGAAUGCCAUUCCGCUGGAAACCGGUGUUUCUACUUGAUUCUGAGGCACCACCACUGUUAUCCUGACUGAUGAUAAUUCUCAUUCAGUAUUUCAAGGAUGUUUUUCUUCAUUCUUUGGCCUAUCGUUUGUGUUUUUUUGUCCAUAAUGGCACAACUCAACUUCAAUAAUUCAAAACCCACCGCUUAAGAAAAUAUAUGUGAACCUUGUGAAGAAAGCAGCCCGUUACACCUUACAUGCCUGAAUCUUGAACUGCCAUGUAUUAAAUAUCCAGUCAUCUUCUGACUUUAGCCCAAAAUGAAGCGUCACUCUCCGCUUAUCUUGGAGGUGAGUAUGAUGCCAAAAUGUAUUAAUACUGACAAAAAUCUAUGCCCUCUUCAACCGAAUCUGUAGUGGUCAUCGACAGAGUAUUUUUUUUUCUUCAACGAAAUGUAAUGUUAAAAGGUAUUUGUGUUUAAAAUGACAGUAUUCCAUAAUUGCUAGGUUCAGAAUUCAGAUUUUCUUUCUUAAUCCUGUUGUCCACUGAAAGUUUGCUGUUACUCUGUCUGCUUUGCUACUAUAUGCAUGUACAACAAUCCACUUUAAAUGCCAAUACAACUAUGACAAACCAAGGGGACUGUGGUUUGGUACAAUCUGUCAGAAACUGAAUUGGGGUUGAAAUGGAAAUUCCAUUGGAAGAGAUACUUCUGAAAAUUCUCAAAAGCAGUUGCUUGUGUUUAACUGUGAACAAUUAAAAAUAAUUUUAAAAUAG
Messenger RNA from Brienomyrus brachyistius, 7009 nucleotides. RefSeq names its product TSC complex subunit 1a (gene tsc1a). NCBI's taxonomy places the organism in Eukaryota, Metazoa, Chordata, Actinopteri, Osteoglossiformes, Mormyridae. The transcript has 22 exons. The coding region runs from base 1006 to 4641 and encodes 1211 amino acids. Gene Ontology annotation, biological process: negative regulation of TOR signaling; negative regulation of cell population proliferation; regulation of cell cycle. Gene Ontology annotation, cellular component: TSC1-TSC2 complex. The record is from RefSeq and is a predicted model, not a curated record.